CUAAAAAAAGUGGCGGUAAUAUUCUCCAUUUCUUUAUUUUUACAUUGAAUUUGCAGGUAUUUACAAUAAAUACCUCCAUCAUGAGCAGACCUAUUCUUUUGAUAGCAGUAAUUUCACUAAGUUUGAUAGCUGGGACAUAUGGUAUAAGAUGUUUGGAAUGUUUCGGCGUGGCAGAUGAUGCAGCAUGUAAGGCUCAGGGACAGAUAAGAGAAUGCAGGUGGAAUCAGGAUGCAUGUGAAAUUGAACUUCGUUGGCAUGAAGGAUGGGGUGGACAUAUUUUAAUGUACAAACAAUGUAAACAAUCGAAAGCUUGUGACAACAAUCAUAUCCAGAAUCCGAGAGAUGCUUGGGCUCCUACGCAAUGUAACCCAGACGACUUCAACUCAGUCUGCAGAUGUUGUUGCUACACAGAUGAAUGCAAUGUAGCUAAAGAAGACUGUUUUGGAACGCCCGGGUGUCCAUUGCUGCCAACCACUAUUCAUCGUGGAAAAGUUGAUUGCACAAAAGGCCGUGAGCCCGGAAGUGUUUGCACAACAACAUGCCAACCCGGUAGCGUACUAUUAGGAUCUGCAGUGACAUACUGCAGGUAUGACGGAUACUGGAGCAGACCCUUGCCUAGAUGUAUUGUUGAACAAUGCGAGGAACGUGAUCUCGCUAACGGUUGGUAUAUCUGUACCAACUCUUAUUAUGUCGGAAGCCAAUGCACAGCAAACUGUAGGCCCGGAUUUGAAUUGGUAGGAGCAAAAGUUCAUACUUGUCUCGGAAGCACGACCAAAUGGUCAGCAAGAUGGAACUACUGGCCGCCCCGUUGCAGGCCAAUCCAAUGCCCUGACAGAGGAACAGUAGAAUUUGGAACUGUUGACUGUACAGACGGAAAUAACGUUCAAAGUAGAUGCAAAGUUGUCUGUGACGAAAAUCAUCGUUUGGAAGGUAUCGCCGACAGUUAUUGUGAAGACAAAGGAACAUGGAGUCACCCUCUGCCCGUUUGCACCAAAAUUCAAUGCCCAAUUCGAGGACAAAUUAUCAACGGUCGUGUCGAUUGUACAGAUGGAGUUGAAGUUGGCAGCGUGUGCACCGCUGAUUGUGACGAAUCUUACCGACCCGAUGGAGUUAAAGUAAGCGAAUGUCUCCCAAGUGGACAAUGGAGUACGAAUUUACCACGAUGUGAAAUGAUCACCUGUCCUGCCCGCGGAGAAGUAAUGUUCGGAACCGUGGACUGCUCCGAUGGCGUGUUUGCUGGAAGCACUUGCAAUGUCGAAUGUAUGUCGGGAACACGUCUUGUAGGUAUUGAAAUCAGUUCCUGCAUGGAAGUUGGACUUUGGGAUUAUGAGCUCCCUCGUUGUGAAAGAGUUGAAUGUCCACCGCGUGGAACUAUCGAUGGAGGAGUUGUGUCUUGCAGCAACAAAGGAUUUGUCGGCAGCAUUUGCUUAUCGCGUUGUAAUAUGGGUUCGGCAAUGAGUGGAACCGUUAAUAGCGUUUGUCUACCGUCGGGAGAAUGGAGCGUUCCUUUGCCAUCUUGUUCAAGAAUCGUCUGUCCCGCUCUUGACUUCUCUCUGCAACCUGGCACAAUGACAUGCACCAACGAAUUCUUUUAUCGAAGUACAUGUUCAUUCCGAUGUGAUGAAGGGUACUUUGUAUUUGGCGCACUCCAAGUAGGCUGCCGAUUAAAUGGAAUGUGGACUACAAGAGUUCCAGAAUGUAGAGAAAUUCGUUGUGGUAACAGAGGACGAGUUGCCAAUGGUGUUGUCACUUGUAGUGAUGGAAACGAAGUAGGAAGCAGUUGCGAUGUCACGUGUAACCCUGGCUACAGCCUGAGAGGCAGAGUAACAACGAAUUGCCAGGGAAAUGGCCGAUGGGAUUUCAGACAAGCAGUGUGCGAAACUCAAAACUGUCCACCUCGUGGAAGGCUUUUUGGCGGUACCGUGACUUGUUUUGAUGGAAAUGCAUUCGGAAGCGUUUGCACUGCUCGAUGUAAUGCCGGUAGUGAACUUGUGGGAGCCUCCGUAAGUACUUGUGAAGCUGGUGGCGUCUGGAGUAUCGGUCUUCCAACUUGCGUUAGCCGACCCUGCUCUAAUCAAGGGGAUCUUGAAUUUGGGGAAAUUUCUUGUUCAAAUGGCUGGAACGUUCAAUCUCAAUGUACGUUCACUUGCACCGAGCCGAAUUAUCAACUGUUCCCGGAAGGACGACAAAAAAAUCUUUGCCUUCCGACCCAAUCCUGGAACGUACCCAAACCUUGCUGUGCGAGACCUUGUCCACCAUGGGCAGUCAUGGACAUCGUUUUAGUCCUCGACUCUUCUUCUUCUAUCGAACCUGAAAACUGGGUAGAACUUACUCGUUUUGUUCGAGGAAUAAUUAGAUCCUUCCGUGUGGAGCCAGAUGCUGCAAAUUUUGCAAUCUUCAGAUUCAAUAAAGUGGUUGAUGAGGUGAAUCAAAUCUUGUUGAACAGUUACCCGGGAGAUGUCGAGGGCUUGAUCGAAGCUUUCAACCGAAUACCGUACGAUGGAAGUGGUACCUGGACCGGAAACGCUCUCAACCAUGCACUGACAGUCAGUUUGAGUCCAGAGAAUGGAAACAGGCCGGACGUACCUGAUUUUGUUUUCGUAAUUACUGAUGGAAAAGCCGGAGAUGAUGUUGAAGCACCAGCAGAAGCCCUGCGAAGAUCGGGAGCUAAGAUUCUUGUUUUGGGUAUUGAACCACCUUCCGGCAGAGGUCUUACACAAGAAAUUCUGGACCAAUUAUUGGUGAUUGCCGGACAACCACAGAACCUUAUCAUUGCUGAUGAUGGUUUUGCUGGACUGACAGAUGACUUUAGUCUUCUUCUGAGCCGAAACAUUUGCGGAGAUCCUUGCGAAUAGUCUGUACGUGCUCUGGUCACAACAAACCUGAAAAAUAGUCUUAUUUAGGCCUAAUUCGUCUUUUUUUAAUACAGUGUUUCUUAUCCACGAUAAAAAUAGCUUUAGGUUAUGGGUGACGAUGGUAAUG
Styela clava is the source of this 2982-nucleotide messenger RNA. RefSeq names its product P-selectin-like. NCBI's taxonomy places the organism in Eukaryota, Metazoa, Chordata, Ascidiacea, Stolidobranchia, Styelidae. The record is from RefSeq and is a predicted model, not a curated record.